Molecule: messenger RNA, 3147 nt
Organism: Dreissena polymorpha
Lineage: Eukaryota; Metazoa; Mollusca; Bivalvia; Myida; Dreissenidae
Product: prostaglandin E2 receptor EP2 subtype-like
Biological process (GO): positive regulation of cytosolic calcium ion concentration; adenylate cyclase-activating G protein-coupled receptor signaling pathway; inflammatory response
Cellular component (GO): plasma membrane
Molecular function (GO): thromboxane receptor activity
Source: RefSeq, a predicted model, not a curated record
ACAUUACGCGAGUGUCAAACAGAUAGUGAUUACGCGCUACCAACAAAAAAGGAACUUUUUGUUCAACAAAUUAGAAACGUUACAGCAAAGGAAUAUAAGGACAAAAUUAUAUUUUAUAAAAUGACAAAGUUCUAAAUUCAAAUACCGUCAAACCUCUUUAUCAAUAUUUAGUGGUUUUGUGGUGUUAAACCUCUUCGGUUACCUGUGCAGUCUACGCUAUUAGAAAUUUCACAAUAAUGAUAGAGCGAGUUUGUUCGCAUGUUUGAUGGGUAGAUUAACAAUAUUCAGGAUAUGUUAGCAGGUCAGCUCGUAAAAUAAUGAAGAGCGGAUACCAACUUGAUCAAAUGCCUGGUUUUCGUCAAUGAAGCAACCACCUAACCAAAGGCUAUGUGAGAAUGUGUUAAAAUUGGACUUGUUUCGUUUACUGGAUUGUGGUGCAUCUGACUUUAUGACCGGAAGUGCCACGUUGCCAUCAUGGCGGCGGCAAAUUAUUCGGGCAUUUUGAACCUCAACAAAAGCGAUGUACAUAGCAACCUGACCUCUUCCAUAAUGAGGCUGGACAACGACCUUGACUCCAUUUGUAACGGCAUUGAGGCCAACUCCUCCGCCUGUGACAAAAAGGGGCUCGGCAUAAGCCUGGCAACGCCAAUCGCGAUGUUUUCGUCUGGUGUUAUAGGGAAUAUAAUCGCUCUGAUUGUGCUAUACACUGCACGAACGAGGAUGAAAAAAUCGCUGUAUUACAUACUGCUUUCCGCCUUGGCGUGGACGGACUUACUUGGCCAGCUGUUAGUGGGUCCGAUCGCCAUCAUCGUGUACGCGAAUAAUUUGAAGUGGGUAGGUGGGCAGGCCGUGUGCAAAUAUCAUGGAUUCUUUAUGGUCUCGCAAAGUCUGAUUAUUCCCAUAUUCGUGUGUUGUCUGUCCGUGGAACGAGUGUUGGCGAUAACAUUCCCUUACUGCCACGAACGCGUAUUGACUCGAAGAAAAAUAUACGUGCUAAUAGCGAGCUGUUUGCUGUUCGUUGCGGCUUUUUGUUCACUUCCGUUUCUGGGAUUCGGGAGCUACGCGCACCAGUUCCCGGGGUCCUGGUGCUUCCUGAACUUUCACAGGGAGUCGCCCACGGAUACGGCGUUCGCGUACACGUACGGGUUCUUGAACGUCGGUAUCAUCAGCACCAUCAUCAUCAUGAACGCCAUCGUCAUGGUGACGUUGAUUCAGAUGCGCCGCCGGAAGUUGAACACUUCACCGACAAUGAAGAGACGCAUGUCCGGAAGCGGUCGCUCCAAGCUAAAAAUAGAAGAGGAGACACAGAUGAUGUGGUUUCUAGGGGCGAUAACUAUCGUGUUCACCACAUGCUGGUUUCCUCUUACGAUUCAUAUCCUGAUCAACCAAACAACCGGUCGUGUAAAUUAUCGUGCGGACCUUAUAGGGGUACGGCUAGCCAGUAUAAAUCAAAUCCUCGACCCUUGGUUAUAUAUUUUGCUGAGAAAAUCGGUAAUUGUGAAGAUUUUGCGGACAGUGAAGGGAAUUGUGACGUUCACCUCGACCGUCGAUCAUAAAACGCGUCCACAGACAAGUAAAUACGUGACGAAUCAUGACGUCAUAAACAGUGACGUCAUAAGCCGUCAUGACGUCGUAUAUCAUACACCGAAUAUGCUACACAAUCAUAACGAAGAUAUAGAGAUGAAUGGAUCAUUAGUGAUGUGGAUAAGGAAAGUGUAAGUUCCGAAAAUAGUGAUAUUCACGUUCGAUUAAAUGGGGCUUAUCAUAACGGUGUCGUCGAAAAUCUUGAAACUAUAUAGCCUUGCCGUUACUUAUACUUUUACCAAGCAAGGACCGGUAAGUUGAAGGUCCGUAUCCACCACUUCAUUCUUAGACUAAUGAAUAAAGAAUAUACUUAGAAGGUAGAACAUGUAUACAGUUUAAAACAUAUACAGGCUCCAAUUGCUGUAUACGUCAAAAAUAAAGUGUUGUAAAUGAAGAUUUGUGCAGUUAGAGGUGUUAAAUUCAAUGGCAUAUUGAAAUGUUUCAUACAAUUAUAACAUUAUCGUGUAAAAGAUAUUCUUAACUUUACGACCUGGGUUAAAGAAUUGGUCGGUAAAUACGGAUAUUGUUGGUAGAGCGCUGAGCUAAUUCGAGGAUUACGGGCUCGAUUCCCGGACCGGGCAUUUAUUAUGUGUUGCGAUUGGUCAUUAAGUCUUACAAGUCUCUGUUCGUCAGUUGUGAGUUUCUGCCAUUAUCAUGCUAGUGAAAUUUUUACUGUACCGAACUUUGAGCGGGAUAAGUGAUUAUUUGUGUGCCCAGCCCGUUUAGCUCCCUUGGUAGAUCACUCGUAUUGAUAGCGAGAGAGACCGUUUUAAAGGAUAAUACUUUCUGCGCACGUUCCACCACCUGGUGACAAUCGCGCCCAAACUUUGGACCUUGGCACUUGCGGUUCUUAAAUUGCAUAGAAUCUGCCCGUGGAUUCGUCGGGGUCUGUUCGGUGAGACUCGAAUUCGAGACAAACACGCCAACACAAGAAAUAUGAGAUAAGGUUCUAUGACCGCCGUCAUAUUAUUAAAAUAAAAUACUGUUCGAAACGGCAAAAACGCGCACAAGAAAGAUAUUAUUUCAAAAUAUUGCAAUAUUGCCCAUAACAGUAUGUAUCUAUGUACAUUAUAUGUCGUAUCAUUACGUUAUGAUUUCUUUGUUUACGUUAAUUGAUUAUCAUUGUUGUGUUUUGUGAUCGCAUUUAAAUGUUAGUUUAAACCUAUUUAUUUUAACUCGAUUGCAUAGAAAGCCUAAGACUGAUUUGACACGCUCUCUCCGUUUACUGGGACUAACACCAGUACGUGGUGUCUAUGUGAGAAAUCUAAACAACGCUCUCACAUUGGCGAUCGAACCCGUGACCUCCAGAGCGCUAGCAGAAUGCCAUAUCCACUAUACCACCGCGGUCUAACUGGGACCAGUAAGAAGUUAAAAUAAAAUCUUAUCAAAUAUACCAAUAACAAUGAGAACAAUAUGUUAACUUCUGGUUUGGCUAUCUGAUUGUUUUCAAAAUUCAAUUCAUCUAUUUAUCAACUUGUUUUUUAUCAACGUGUUGAUUAUAUAUAAAUGUAUGUGUAUUCUUCUUAUUGCUGUUUUCUUUGAAGGAAUAAAUCCAACAGCGGC